CGCUCAAUGGCGCACAUAUCUGUCUUCGCAUCGGGAACCUCUGCGGUGGAGCAACCACCAUCAGGCGCGCUGCUCCGUCUUCCACAGCCCGCGACCCCCACGCCUGCUGGAUCUUCUGAGCGGGUCUUCCGAGGCCCCCCAUCCUUUUUUGCGACGCCAAGCCCAAGACGUGCCCAAGACUGCUGCGCGGCUCUCGGCCUGUUGCGGUAAACGACUAAUUUUAGUGGAAAUCUCAAUAUCCGCGUCGCGCCAGUCAGGUUACUUUUAGAGCCUUGGCUUGGCGCCCCAGAAAUAGAUGCAUAAAGCGACGGGAGGUACGCCAUUCAGCCUCAGCUUGUCCUCCCCCACUGCCUCUCUGCCACCACAAUGAACGCGCACUACUCUCAGGCUUCGUAUGGGGAGUCGUCUACGGACGUUAUGCAUGCAAUCUCUCUCCAGCUGCAUAGUGCUAUUAUGACUGCCUCUACCCUUCUCGAGCAGCCACCACCACCUUCAGUGCGCGAGAUACUCGCUGCUUAUACCACCCGAGGGGACGGUGACCGCGAGAUGCUCCUUGCUAUGCUUAAUGCGAAGAGUGCGGAGGACCAGCGCUUGGCUUCCGUCGCCAACUUGCAGAAGGGCCUGCUCGACGUGUAUCACUCCACAUCGCACGGCAGCCAGACCGAACUAGAGCGCGAGCGCGCCUCGCUGUCAAAUCCCAUGCGCACGCCCGAAUCGCCGCCCGCCUCCAUGUCUCGUACUCGCGACGCACACAGCCGACAUCACCCGUACCGCUACGCGCCCACCUCUGACCGACGAGGGCGUUCACCCCACGCCAAGCCCACGGACCGUGAGCUGCACACCUUCCCAGAUGUUGAACGGAGACGUCGUGCUCCCGCUCCAUCGCCCAUCGACGUGCCGCGCCACACCUCCCGGGGGCAGGCGCCAUUAUCGCCCCGCACGUCCUCCUCGCGGAGCAACUCGUCAGAGGGCUCCCCCCGUGCUAGCCCGCGUUCUAUGGCCAUCGACAACCUCCUCACCUCGGCCCCGCACAACGCGAGCUCAGACGACCAAAAGCCUAUUCUCACUAGCUCGCAUCCCGCCAUCGUCCGCGCGACCUAGUGGUCGUAGCCGCCGCCGCGCCACACUACGGCAGCCCGGUGCCGUGGAGUCAUCCUUCGCUUCUACUCACCGCCUAUCGUGCGCCGAGUGGCAGCCGCCCACCCCUCAUGGAACCCCUAUAAUUAUCUCCUGUCUUGCACGCUCUCGAGCAGCUGUUGUACUACUAUUCUGCCUAUCGUACAUAACAUACUCACGUCAACUACCGUGUCGAAGUUGUAAUCAAUGGAAUCCAAGCAGUGUCCUCAGUGAACAUAUCGC
Schizophyllum commune H4-8 is the source of this 1359-nucleotide messenger RNA. RefSeq lists its product as uncharacterized. The coding region runs from base 367 to 1101 and encodes 244 amino acids. NCBI's taxonomy places the organism in Eukaryota, Fungi, Basidiomycota, Agaricomycetes, Agaricales, Schizophyllaceae. The record is from RefSeq and is a predicted model, not a curated record. The transcript is spliced from 3 exons.